CGGCCGGGAGCGAGCGAGGGAGCGAGCAGGGGAGGAGGGCGAGCGAGGCCGGCGCUCCGGGCCCGGCUGCACGCCGAGGACGGCACGAACUUCACCCGGUGAGUCUCUGCAGGAUGAAUUAAAGGCAGAGGACACGCACUCGUCAGGCAUGGAGAGCUGUGUGUCGGUUUCUGGUGUGCAAGACCCUUCAUCUUCAACUGUGGACAAACACGGCAGCUCGGCCAAUGGAAAUGGAGAUUUCGACUCAGCAGAGGAAGGUUCGAGCUUGGAGGAGAUGGACUUCAACUGGGGAGAGUAUUUGGAAGAGACGGGCGCGCGGGCCGCACCGCAUGCGUCCUUCAGACACGUGGAAAUCAGCAUUCAGAGCAACUUCCAGCCUGGGAUGAAGUUGGAGGUGGCCAAUAAGAACAACCCGGACACAUACUGGGUGGCGACGGUCAUCACCACGUGCGGGCAGCUGCUGCUCCUUCGCUACUGUGGCUAUGGGCAGGACCGCAGGGCCGACUUCUGGUGUGAUGUGGUCAUAGCGGACCUGCACCCCGUGGGGUGGUGCACUCAGAACAACAAGGUGUUGAUGCCCCCGGAUGCUAUCAAAGAGAAGUAUACGGACUGGACAGAAUUCCUCAUACGCGAUCUGACUGGUUCGCGGACGGCACCUGCCAACCUCCUGGAAGGACCUCUGCGAGGGAAAGGCCCUAUAGACCUCAUUACAGUUGAUUCCUUAAUAGAACUUCAGGACUCUCAGAACCCUUUUCAGUACUGGAUAGUUAGUGUGGUUGACAAUGUCGGAGGAAGAUUGCGCCUUCGCUAUGUGGGAUUGGAGGACACUGACUCCUAUGACCAGUGGUUGUUUUACUUGGAUUACAGACUUCGACCAGUUGGUUGGUGUCAAGAGAAUAAAUACAGAAUGGACCCGCCUUCAGAACUCUAUCCUUUGAAGAUGACCUCUGAAUGGAAAUGUGCUCUGGAAAAAUCGCUAAUUGUUGCUGCUGAGUUUCCCCUUCCAAUGGAAGUAUUUAAGGAUCACGCAGAUUUGAGAAGCCAUUUCUUCACAGUUGGGAUGAAGUUGGAAACAGUGAACAUGAGCGAGCCCUUUCAUAUCUGUCCUGCAUCAGUGACGAAGGUUUUUAACAAUCACUUUUUUCAAUUGACUAUUGAUGACCUAAGACCAGAACCUAGUAAACUGUCAAUGCUGUGCCACGCAGAUUCUUUGGGGAUUUUGCCAGUACAAUGGUGCCUUAAAAAUGGAGUCAACCUCACUCCUCCCAAAGGUUACUCCGGCCAGGACUUCGACUGGGCGGAUUACUACAAGCACCACGGAGCAGAGGAAGCGCCUCCCUUCUGCUUCGGAGACGUGUCAUUCAGCCGGGGCUUCACAAAGAACAUGAAGCUUGAAGCUGUGAACCCCAGGAACCCCAGCGAGCUCUGUGUGGCCUCCGUGGUCAGUGUGAAGGGACGGCUGAUGUGGCUCCACCUAGAAGGCCUGCAGACUCCUGUUCCGGAGGUCAUUGUAGAUGUGGAAUCCAUGGACAUCUUCCCCGUGGGCUGGUGCGAAGCAAAUUCUUACCCUCUGACGACACCGCAUAAAGCAACCUCACAAGUAAAGAGAAAGAUUGCAGUUGUUCAGCCAGAAAAACAGUUGCCAUCCACAGUGCCUGUUGAGAAAAUACCUCAUGGCCUUUGCCUCUUCCCUCCCGUGGACAGUGCAGCAGGAGCCGGCAACGGGAAGUACUGCUGCCCACAGCUGUUCAUCAACCACCGGUGUUUCUCGGGCCCCUACCUGAACAAGGGGAGGAUCGCAGAGCUACCUCAGUCCGUGGGGCCUGGCAAGUGUGUGCUGGUGCUUAAAGAGGUUCUCAGCAUGAUCAUCAACGCAGCCUACAAGCCUGGGCGGGUGUUGAGAGAGUUACAACUGGUGGAAGACCCACGCUGGAAUUUUCAGGAGGAGACUCUGAAGGCAAAGUACAGAGGCAAGACAUACAGAGCCGUGGUGAAGAUUGUGCGAACAUCAGACCAAGUGGCAAAUUUCUGCCGCCGAGUUUGUGCCAAGCUGGAAUGUUGCCCAAAUUUAUUUAGCCCUGUGCUGGUUUCUGAAAACUGCCCAGAGAACUGCUCCAUUCACACCAAAACCAAAUACACCUACUAUUACGGAAAGAGAAAGAAGAUUAUUAAACCCCCAAUUGGGGAAAGCCAUGUGGAGUCUGGGCACCCCAAACCAGCCAGAAGACGCAAACGGCGGAAAUCCGUCUUCGUGCAGAGGAAACGGAGAUCUUCUGCCGUGGACUUCACGACGGGCUCUGGGGAGGAAAGUGACGAGGAGGAUGCAGAUGCCCUGGAGGACGGCACCGCUAGUGAGGAGACUGGCUCUGAGCUCCGGGAUGACCAGACGGACACCUCCUCAGCAGACGUGCCCUCUGCCCGCCCCAGGAGGGCUUCGACCCUGAGGAGCAGCUUGCGGGCCGCACGGCGGCCCCCGGUGGAGAGGGCACGCACGGCAGCAGCCACCGUGUCGGAGGAAGACGGGGACAAGGAGCCACCUGCCAAGCCUGAGGCCCCAGAGGUGACCUUGGAGAGCAGACUUGGCUUGUUUGAAUCUAAGCAGGAGGAGGAGGAAAGGCUGGUCCUGGAGAGCAACCCACUGGAGUGGACGGUCACCGAUGUGGUGCGGUUCAUUAAGCUGACCGACUGUGCCCCCUUGGCCAAGAUCUUUCAGGAGCAGGACAUCGACGGCCAGGCCCUCCUACUGCUGACUCUUCCCACCGUGCAGGAAUGCAUGGAGCUGAAGCUGGGGCCUGCUAUCAAGCUGUGCCAUCAGAUCGAGAGAGUUAAAGUGGCUUUCUAUGCCCAGUAUGCCAACUAACUCUACCUUUCUGGGCGGUGCCCCGGGGCUCUGCAGUGCUGCGUUUGUGAAGGUGUUAAUGAAGAGACUGGAAGCUUUCCAGGCUGGGUGACGCAGUGCUUUCACCCAAGUCUCAUCGAAAAGCCAGAGCCCGGGACCCCCUUCGAGCACCAACCCCGGGCGAUGACCCUGUGUUGUUGAAGCACACGGAAGGACCUCUGCCGCAGCUUCCGGGGGCGUAAUGACAGCUCUGCCUCAGCCUCUUCUGUGCUUCUUUCCCCCACCCAAACCAGGCGGCUUCCUGGGAACAAGGUUUUCUACACUGAGCUCCAUCUUCUUGGAAAAUAGAUGGAUACACUUGACGUAGUCUCACAUGUGACCAAGGAGAAUACCGAAUCCUUUGCUGGUAGUUUUUGCUGGAAUCACUCUCAGGCACACUUACAAAUUAUCUUUCCUGUACAUCACAAGUGACUGGUUUAGUGUCACCUGCUAUCACUGUGGUUUGGUCUCCAUGUCACCUCCUUUCUCUGACACAGUAUGGCUGUGUUUCAGGAUGUUGUCACAAAACAGUGCGCUCCACUCCACCUUCUGUCAGAGGUGCCUUCUCACGAUACACAGAACAAAGGGAGGCUGGUGGCAGGUGAGACCAGAUUCUUGCAUGCUCAAAGCCUAGGUCAUUUUUGGACAAACUCUCUUCAUAGCCUCCUGGAGAAUCACAGGAUCUCCCGUAUUCUCAUAGUGCUCUGAGCAGGUCAGGGAUGCUUUAGGGAAAUGUCAGACUCUGUAUUGAAGAACCAGCUUAGUCUCAGAGGGCAAGAAGGAAAGAGGCUAGGUGGAAGUGUUUCAGGAACUAACUAUAUCAGCUCAGAAGAUUGACACAGCUCGUCACUGCAAGAGAGUCCCUCUGGGCCUCUCCUGUGCUCUGUCCACCCUGGCUUGCCACAGCAGAGGGGGCAUGAGCAGCCAGCUGUCCCUGUUCUAACACUGUGAGGGGCUCUGCGCCUGGACCUUACUUGUUCUCUGCUUGGCUUUUGUAAUGUCCAACCCCCGAUCUCCAGUAACUUUCCUCCACUCUGGACCCCAGUUCCCAUCAAAGGACAGGUUUGACUGCUUAGCAGUUAGCAGUAAGCGUACCAUCUCCCCUUGCCUCCUCCUCACUCCUGCUGGCAAGAGCGCAGGUUGACCGGCAUAUAUAUAUCUCCACAGCAUUAAACUGUACACUCCCCAUAUUCCAGGCUGGGUUUGAAGUGGUUCGUGAAAUUUGUGGGACAAUUUUGUUAAGUUCCCUUUUAAAUGUUUUCUUGAAAUCUAGGUCAGUGACAUCAUCUGCGAGAAUUGACUGAAAUAUUAUACCUGCCACUUUCAUCCAUGUUUCCUUAUGAGUCAUUUGCAUACACAAGGAACCAUGAUAUUCUGAUGCAGUGGUCACCUCCAUGCCUGUCCAAACCACAUCUUCAUUUUCUUUAGAAAUGGACACUCACAUUAGAGGCUUAAAGUUUAUACCUUUAUUGCCUGUGUGUGUUUUCCCAUAAUUACGUUGAUCUUUUCUGUGCAGAGUCCAACAGUUCCUGUAACUUAUUUUUUUCCAACAUUUUUAAGGCUUUUAAAACUUUGGUUUUUCAUGCUAACCCAUUCUUAACAUCCUGUGAUGGUUGCAGUUGAAAAUGGGAAGCAAAAGUUUUGUAGUUGAGACUGUUUUGUCUCCUCUGCAGCCGAUUUUCUACAGUUAAACUUAGACAUCUUGAAUGCGUCCACCUGGGGCCCUCUCAUGGAAGGAGCGUGCCGUGCUUGGCGCUAUGAAGAUGUGUCGGCUUGUAGUCGCAUAUCUCCCUUUUAUGAUACAGACUGGCUUGUCCUCAGUUUCCCAGCCCUGCCUGCUCAACCACAUGCUUUUGGCCUUACAUGCUCAGACCUGUGGAACUGCACUAUCCAACAGCUGGAAAGGGGAUCCGUCUCAAGAUCUGUGGCAUUUCCUUGUGCCAACUCACUUAGGAUCCGACCUUUCACUGUGGCCUUGUCAAGCUGAGGUGUUUCUGUUGCAUUUGAAACCAGGCUGAGGACAUGGGUGGCUACAGCCCAACAGUGUGCUUUGAGAACGAAUGUCACCUUCUCAUGCCAUUUCCAGAGUAGCAUGGGGCAGGAGAUGUGACAUCGGAGGACAAGAGUGGUUUUCUGGGGAGUGUCCUGAGCCCACGGAGAUCCGGAGGAGUACUAAAGAAGAAGUCCAGGCAGUUGUCCUGCAGCCACCAUCGGUGGCGAAAGCAUCUUACUUGCUAUGGAGUCAGAUUCCCAAGACUGUCCUUAGCCUACAUCCUUGUGACUUGGCUUCAUCCCCUCCAUGUGGAGCUGGUUGUUUGAGCCUCAAUUUCAACUUGAGCUUUUGACACUCAGGCAAGAGGAGAUGUAACCCACUGCUUAAGAAUGCCCAUCUGCGGACCCCCUGUGCAGUGUGUGCACCAUACCCUGGCCCUGCAGGAGACUUGGGGACAAAGGAGGCACUUUCCUCCAAGAGGCACCUGAGUCCUUCCUUGACAAUGUCCUCUUCAUGUGGGCAGUGUCUGCGUCCUUGGGUUGAAAGUGGUUUUCUCAAGCUCUCUCUCUUGCCUCACCUCACCUCACCUCUCGCCCACUUCCCUUCUAAAUGUACAACCAGUUUUCAAAGAUACUCCAGUAUCACCAUGACCCACACACCAAAAAUGUUCUUGUCUAAACACCAACAAACGAUGCCCCCCCCCAGUUCCUUCCCUGGAUCACUUCAUUUCCUUCUCCCUCCUUGGUCACCUUUUGGGACCAAACUCCUUGCUCAUGCACCUGGCUUUGGCUGUAUGCAGCACAGUGAUCACCAUCAUUCCCUCCUGGCACUUGCUGAGCAGACGCCUCACAGCCUGUGCCAGGAUUGUGACCCGAGGGGCAGACGAUCACUUGAUCCCAUCCUGACGCUGCUGGAGUUUGCUCCAGCCUCUCACUUGUCACCUACAUCUGUGCUGUUGUAAACAUCACGUAUCUGCACCAUAAAACCCGAACAUGAGCAAAGCUAGCGCGGCAGCUUGUCCAUCGAGUGAUGGUUUCCCUGGUAGGGUUUCCACUGCAUGGAGAACAACUCUCACUUUUAAGUUAGAAUCCUUUGGUCAGAGUUUGAGUCACACACAGUAGUUGAGCUGUUUGAAUUGUUUUGGCCUUAUCUGAUCAGAUUCAAAAGAUUAUUUCCUGUGUUCGCUUUGAUUUGUCCUUCCGUAAAUUAAAAUGAUCCAAAGCUUACCACUGCCACCUCCAACCUUGACUACCAUCUCUAGAAUCAGCUUUUUGAAUCUCGCCCUCUCUCCUAAUGUAUCUCACAGAAUUUUGAGUGUUGUGUCAGGCAAAUACUGGGCUUCUAUCAUACUGAAUCCUCCUUUCUGAAAGUUGUUACUUUGUGGAACACCCAUUUAUAUUUAUUUCUGUAUAUAGAACAACAACAACAAAACCAGCAGUAAGACCUUUGUUGUGGCUUGACUUGCUGCUUUUGGUUAAGAUAGCGAACCUAGGCUCCAGUUACUCUCUGUUCUGUCUUUUAGAAAGCUGUGAUCAAGUGUGCAAUUAUUUGAAAGGAAAAAUUGUGAACUGAAAUAUCUGUAGACUUCAAGAAGGAGGUGUCUCCGGUGCAGUCACGAAGCGGGGGGAGGGGGGGUCUCCACAGCCACCAUGGUUCCAUGAACCUGCUAGUUCGCUGUUGUAAGUUGUCUGAAAAUCACUCACUCUAACCUGGUUGGCUUUUUUAAAGCUGAUUAAUUCUCACAGCUUAUGACAAACUCAGAUUUGCUACCUGUGACCCAUUCAUUUUGCCAGAAAAAUUUUAAUUGCCACCCUUCAUGGGCACCUUGGGUCUGGCUGAACAGCGUCUGUGGUUUAAAUGGUUGGUGGUGACCCAGUUCCCCGGGCUGUGGGCCUGCUGUGUGUCAGCGCUCAUGACCCAGCGCCAGGCAGGAUGCGGGUCACCCACGUUACUGAACCAGUGUGGGCCAGAGAAAUGCACUGAUGAGGAAGGAACGUUCUAGAAUGGUCUGCUAGAAGUUACCUCCUCCUGAUGGGGAAUUUGAAGUAAAGGUUUUAAGUAGUGGAAAAAAGAAUCAUGUCACCUGUUCAGAAUGGAAGCUGGCACGAUUGCUGAGAAUCGACCCAUGGUCGUGAAUAGUGGGAGCCCAUUAACUGUUUCAUACCCACCUCAAAUAGCUUGUACUGAAGUUUGAUUCAUAUCUUGUGUAUGUUUUGGUGCAUAAGAGAAAAAUUGGUGUCUUUACUUUGAGAUUUUCAGGACAAUGGGCAUGAUCUUAGUUUGCUGUAAGAUUGUAUUCUGUAUAUAUGUUUUCAUGUACAUAAAUGAAAAUCUAUAUCAGAGUUAUAUUUUAAUUUUUAUUCUAAAUGAAAAACCCUUUUUACUUGAAAACAUGGUAAGCCACAUUGUUAAAUAAAAUCAAAAUAAAUUA
This is a messenger RNA of Jaculus jaculus (lesser Egyptian jerboa), 7302 nucleotides long. It is a transcript of the gene Sfmbt2, whose product is annotated as Scm like with four mbt domains 2. Gene Ontology annotation, cellular component: nucleus. Lineage: Eukaryota; Metazoa; Chordata; Mammalia; Rodentia; Dipodidae. Gene Ontology annotation, molecular function: histone binding; transcription corepressor activity; sequence-specific DNA binding. Gene Ontology annotation, biological process: regulation of DNA-templated transcription. The record is from RefSeq and is a predicted model, not a curated record. The coding region runs from base 149 to 2860 and encodes 903 amino acids. The transcript has 21 exons.